GGAGCGGGGCCGGGGCUGAGCCGGGCCGGGCCGGGCCAUGGCGGCUCCGCCGCGCUCCUUCAGCGCCGCCGAGGUGCGGGCGCGCUGCGCGCAGGGCUCGUGCGUGGUGCGGUGCCGCCGGCGCCUGUACGACCUGAGCGCAUUCGUGCGCCUGCACCCCGGCGGCGAGCAGCUGCUGCGGCGCCGCGCCGGCACCGACGUGAGCGCGGCGCUGGACGGGCCCCCGCACCGGCACUCCGCCAACGCCCGCCGCUGGCUCGAGCAGUACUACCUGGGCGAGCUGCGGGACGACGACGAGGAGGAGGAGGAGGAGGAGGAGGAAGGCUCCCGGCAGAGCUGCCCCGAGACAGAGAAGCCAACAGAUGCAGCAGCCCCGCCAGCGAGCCGGCUGGACCCCCGCUGUAAAACGGUGGACGUGGACAAGGACCUGGUGGACUGGCGGAGGCCCUUGCUGUGGCAGGUGGGCUACCUGGGGGAGAAGUACGACGAGUGGGUGCACCAGCCCGUGGACCGGCCCAUCCGCCUCUUCCACUCGGAUUUCCUUGAGUCCCUCUCCAAGACGGCGUGGUACGUGGUAUUCCUGGUGUGGACCCCCGUGGUGCUCUAUCUCAGCUGGGUCAGCUACACGUCCCUCGCGCAGGGCAACACCAGGCUCUUCUCCUCCUUCACCACAGAGUACUCCAUCCCCGUGCACAAAUACUACUUCCCCUUCAUCUUCCUCCUGGGGAUGUUCCUGUGGUCCCUGCUAGAGUACCUCAUCCACCGCUUUGUCUUCCACAUGAAGCCACCCGCUAGCAACUACUAUCUCAUCACCCUGCACUUCUUGCUGCACGGGCAGCACCACAAGUCUCCCUUUGACAGCUCCCGCCUGGUCUUCCCCCCGGUGCCGGCGUCGCUGGUCAUCGGCUUCUUCUACGGCGUCCUGCAGCUCCUGCUGCCCGAGGUGCUGGGGCUCUCCGUCUUUGUCGGGGGGCUCUGCGGCUACGUGGUGUACGACAUGAUGCACUAUUACCUCCACUACGGCUCGCCGAAGAAAGGCACCUACCUGUACGGGCUGAAGGCGUACCACGUGAAGCACCACUUCGAACACCAAAAAUCAGGCUUCGGCAUCAGCACCCGCUUCUGGGAUCGCCCCUUCCGGACACUCAUCCCUGAGGAGGAGACCUUCGAAAAAGAGGACUGACGGCCCCGGCUCUGUCCCUCUGGGCUGGUGUCCCUGCCCAGCCCUCGUUCCCGGGGGACAUGGCACUGACCCCUCUCCGGAGCAUCCCCACGGCGGCCCCAGCCUUGUCCCCAUCCUGCCCGCGGUGCCGGGGGCAAGGCUGGAGCUCUGCCCCUCUCCUGUCCCCUGCCCGCUGCCUCCAGCACCGCCGGGGCUGCGUGGGGACCUUAUCGUGCUGCUGAGGGUUUGCAGCAUCCCUCCUCUUUCUCCCCGUCCCUCCUGGGGGGGCUGCGCCAGCUCCUUCGCGCUGCCGCCGGGGAUGGGGGGCAAGGAUGCGGGGAAGGGGCAGGAGGAGGCUGCAGGCACUGAUGUGCGGGCAGCUCUGCGCCCAAAGGAUGAAGUGCCCGGUGCCUCGAGCCCUCCUCCCUCUGCCCUGCACCUCGCCGGAGCCCCCCGACCCCCAGCCCUCAUGGGGUGCCCCCCCAGGUGCCCAACAUGCUGCAGUUCUCCCAGCUCGUACCUGGGGGCUUCUGUAUCUUGGGUCACUUGGAGAGGGG
Cygnus olor (mute swan) is the source of this 1719-nucleotide messenger RNA. It is a transcript of the gene FA2H, whose product is annotated as fatty acid 2-hydroxylase. Bases 38 to 1183 code for a protein of 381 amino acids. The transcript is spliced from 7 exons. Gene Ontology annotation, cellular component: endoplasmic reticulum; membrane. Gene Ontology annotation, molecular function: heme binding; fatty acid 2-hydroxylase activity; iron ion binding. NCBI's taxonomy places the organism in Eukaryota, Metazoa, Chordata, Aves, Anseriformes, Anatidae. The record is from RefSeq and is a predicted model, not a curated record. Gene Ontology annotation, biological process: fatty acid metabolic process; lipid biosynthetic process.